AUGACUGUGAAUGAGGAAGGAGAAUUUAAUGAUAAGAGUGAUGAUGACCUAGGAUGUUUAUCGAAUCCAGAGGAUGAGGGUGGCAACAUAAAGAAGCAUAAGUUAGUUGAGUUUGACCAGGAUAAAGAUAUGGAGAACCCCAGACUUAUGGAGGGUAUGGUUUUCCCUAAUGUGACUGCCUUCAAAGCUCUCUUCAAAGAGUUCCACAUUAGGGAAGGGUGUGAAUACACCUACUUGAAGAAUGAAAGUACAAGAGUCACUAUCAUUUGCAAAGAGAAAUGUGGUUUUAGGUUACAUGCAUCACCAAUGCUUGGUGAGAAGUCAUUCCAGAUUAAGAAUAUCAGAGCUGACCAUUGUUGUACCAGAAAAUACAUCAACAAGUAUGCAACAUCUAAGUGGAUAGCUGGUAAGUACAUGGAGGUGUUGACAGAUGAACCAGAUAAAAAUGUGAAAACGCUAAAAAAUGAUGUUAAGAGGGAUUGGAUGUUGCAUGUGUCAAGGAAGAAGAUUUUGAUCAACAAAAACCCAGGAUCAACUGCACUUCUUAAGGUGAAAAGGAUAAACUCAACUGUGUUUUUCCAAAGAUUGUUCAUAUGCUUUGAUGCUCAGGCAAAGGGAUUUCUUACUGGCUGCAGACCUUUCAUAGGUUUAGAUGCAUGCUUCCUUAAAGGGCAUUAUGGUGGACAACUUAUGGCUGCAGUGGGGAGAGAUGCCAAUAACCAAAUGUACACUCUGUGUAUUGCCAUUGUUGAAAAAUUUAUUGGUUUAGUUGAAUCAUUCAAAAGACUCAUGCCUAAUGUGGAGCAAAAAUUUUAUCUAAGGCAUAUGUAUGCCAAUUAUAACAAGACCUACAAAGGGAAAGAGUACAAAGAUUUGUUUUGGGGAGCAGCCUCUGCUUACACAGUUUCAGAGCUCAAUAAACAAAUGGCAGACAUGAAGAGGGUAGAUAAAAAGGCAUAUGAGUGGAUGCUGAGUGAGGAAAAAUAG
Messenger RNA from Rhododendron vialii, 987 nucleotides. RefSeq lists its product as uncharacterized. Bases 1 to 987 code for a protein of 328 amino acids. Lineage: Eukaryota; Viridiplantae; Streptophyta; Magnoliopsida; Ericales; Ericaceae. The record is from RefSeq and is a predicted model, not a curated record. The transcript has 4 exons.